CGUUUCCCCCCAAACGUCAAACACUGGAUUUGUCUUCCUUUCCGUCACUUUAGUUUGAAUAAAGUAGACACAUUUUGUCAAGCUAACUCGCCAAGAUGGUCCAGCGAUUGACUCUGAGAAGACGUCUGUCUUACAACACCAAGUCCAACAAGCGACGUGUUGUCCGCACGCCCGGUGGCCGCCUGGUGUACCUGUACGUCAAGAAGCAGCGCACCGUGCCAAAAUGCGGCCAGUGCAAGGAGAAGCUCAGCGGAAUCAAGCCAUCGCGGCCGAGCGAACGCCCGCGUAUGUGCCGCCGUCUGAAGACCGUGACCCGUACCUUCGGUGGCGUCCUGUGCCAUCGGUGUCUGCGCGAGCGCAUCAUCCGUGCAUUCCUGAUCGAUGAGCAGAAGGUCGUCAAGGUGCUGAAGGCCCAACAGCUCGGCAAGCCCGUCAGCAAGCCACCGAAGAUCCAGAAGACCCCGGCCAAGGCCGCCAGCAAGAGCAAGUAAACGUGGUAGACGAGCCCCUGGUGUCGUCGGUCGUGUGUUUGCAAGUGGAAGCCAAGGUGGAUGAGGAGCAGGUGUACAUUAUAAGAACAUGCUAAAUUGGAAAAAAAGAAUAAAAUCCGGUUUGAAAAAAGUUUGCGGAAUCGACCGA
Messenger RNA from Aedes albopictus (Asian tiger mosquito), 639 nucleotides. Its product is annotated as large ribosomal subunit protein eL34-like. The coding region runs from base 96 to 491 and encodes 131 amino acids. The record is from RefSeq and is a predicted model, not a curated record. Gene Ontology annotation, cellular component: ribosome; cytosolic large ribosomal subunit. The transcript is spliced from 3 exons. Gene Ontology annotation, molecular function: structural constituent of ribosome. Gene Ontology annotation, biological process: translation. NCBI's taxonomy places the organism in Eukaryota, Metazoa, Arthropoda, Insecta, Diptera, Culicidae.